AUGCCAUUAGUCUAAAUUUAAAUAAUCUUAAAUUUUAAACUUAACUAAAAGUCAAUCAAACAAAUGAAGUUUCUAAUUCAUCAAAUAUAAUUGAUUAGUUCUUAAAAUUUGGUAUUAUAAAUCUAAUGUUUUUAUGUUUAAAUAAUAAAACUAUUAAUCAGUUUAAAUAAUAUUAUUUAACUAAAUAUCACAAUCACAGAGAAUGGUUAAGGCACUGAAAUAAAGACUCUAGAUAGUCAAACAAUUAAAUUAUCAUUUUAAGUUCCCCAAAAGGAUGGUGCUAAUUCAACUAUGGAGUACAUAUCUGAAGCAAAAGAUAAUUUGGGAAACUUGGAUGUAAAAUAAAAAAAUUUAUUGAUUCUAAAGUUAAUAUUGCAUAUGUUUAUGAUUGUGGUGUUGUUUAUCCAACAACUGUUAUAAAAAAAUGAGAUAAUUUUAUUUCUAAAAAAAAUAAAUACAGCAUUUGAUGCUGAUUCUUUUUAAAAUCUUUUUAUAAAUUUAGUUUUUGGAAUAAUGCUAUUAUUUAUAUUGCUAUUGAAUUUACAGGUGCUUAUAGUGCACUUAUGGUUAUUGGAUUAAGAAAAUACAAUUAAGAUUUUAUAAAAGAGAUAACUAAGGAAUUAUAAUUUAAUGAUGAUAAUAGUAUGA
Molecule: messenger RNA, 648 nt
Organism: Paramecium sonneborni
Lineage: Eukaryota; Ciliophora; Oligohymenophorea; Peniculida; Parameciidae
Source: the annotation of a GenBank genome assembly